Molecule: messenger RNA, 27350 nt
Organism: Topomyia yanbarensis
Lineage: Eukaryota; Metazoa; Arthropoda; Insecta; Diptera; Culicidae
Gene: KCNQ
Product: potassium voltage-gated channel subfamily KQT member 1
Exons: 22
Coding region: 2160-5696 (1178 amino acids)
Biological process (GO): potassium ion transport; transmembrane transport
Cellular component (GO): membrane
Molecular function (GO): voltage-gated potassium channel activity
Source: RefSeq, a predicted model, not a curated record
AGUAAAGGAUAAUAGGAUAGCGCGCGGAAUACUUUUGUGAAGUUCAAGUGCGGGAAAAUCUUUUUACUUUGUGAUGUGCUGGGUUUGCAUUUUACACGGGGGUAGAGUUUGGCAGUAGGAUGAAAUGGUCCCUUUGAAAGUGAAUGUUUCAGUGUGACAUCGAAACAGUACAACGAUUAAAUUUAUAGUUAACUUACUGAAGUGUGUGAUUCUGUAAUGAAAGUUGUCGGUUCGAAUAACUUACUGCCGUCACAUCGGAGAGGCAUAUUAAUCGAUAGCUCACAGUGGAGUAGCAGUGGGACUUUUUCAAACAGUAGCUGACCGUUUGAGUAGCAACCCGUUAUGUGGCUACGAUUAACGACUCCCCCGAUACCGAAUGUUCGAUCGAGGGUAUAUUAAUAUGCUAAGUUGAAUGCAUAAGUAAGUGCAAAAGAAAAGGAAUAAAUUCCCUGUGUUUCUGUGAUGAAUACGAAUUAAAGAAAUGAGGUGGUGAUUUCCAUAAACAUCGAUUCUCGGCAGAGUGCAAAUUAGCGGCGUUACGAGUCCACUGCACCGAGGAGUAAUUUCAGUACCGUGGUUAGUCUGAGUUUAUUGGAAUGUGUUGCAAGCUACCAGUAGUGCCAGGGGAGUUGGAUCCGUCAUGUUUGAUAAAUUAUAAUUCUUGUGAGAUUGAAUAAAUAAUACGAUGAUUCGGGGUCGGCAGAACAAAGCAGAUUACUAACGGUGAACCAGUCCAGUGAUACUACCCGUACACGAAAUCGGGAAAGGAGCAUUGUUUAACCUCACGCUAGGAAUAGUGAAACGAGGGAAGGGAUCGAAAUUGCAGUGCACGGGAAACAAUAUUUUGUACCGAACGUUCGAUUAUGUGAAGUGCUAAAAUAGUGUGAGAUAUUUGGGUAAAUGAAUUUGUGGUUAAUUUGUGAGAUAUAUGAAAACAUAAUUGAAAUAUUGCUAGUUGAAUUGCAAUUGGUAAUCGGGAAUAAGGAACACAAAAGGAUUGUGAUAUUGCAGUGUUUAAGUUACCCUGUGGCAGCAUAAUCCCGACUUCGAAUCCUGGAUUUUUUUCGUCAGCUGCAGAUCAUCAGAAGGCGUGAACAUUGGAAGAGUUCCCAACGCAAAUUCAUCUUUCGUUUUUUCAAUGGUGCUGAUGGAUGAAAGCUUCCGCUGCUAAGGAAGCACAACACCAUUCGCACUCGUCGUUGCGGGACGAAAUAAAUCCGUAGAAAAAAGACGUCACGGCGUUAGUUCUGCAAAAAAAAGGCAUUUUAUCCGAGUAAAGAAGCGUGUAAACAGUUUAGCAUACAUCUUUGUUUAGACGUGGCUUUUGUCGAACCAGUUUCUUCACGGGGGUGGUUUACUUUAGAAAGGACCGGUUUCGGUGAAUGUGAAAGUGAAUAAAUAGAUAAUAAUCGACAGUUACGUGGCUUUGAUGAGCCAUACGAACCGCCCGAAGGGAUGAGAAAGCAGAUCGUGAAAAAGCCUCGGCUCAUUGUUUGCUUUCACCAGUCGAAAAUUGUUCUCACGGGUUCGUGAUUAAUGAUAAGAAAAGUAAAUAAAAUAAGACAAGCUGCAAAGUGAAAAUCAGAUUCAACGGAGCGUGCGACACGGGAAACACAAAAUAAGAGGAUGAACCGUCUCCAUGGAGUAUUGUGAGGUUCUGUGCAAAUAAUAAGACGGUUGGUUAACCAGUGAACGUAAUAUUAUUAAUAUUACUGGUAAGGUGCUCGGAUACGGCAUCAGCCGGCGUGCAUAUAAUUCCCAAGUUUAACGCUACAUGGUGAAACCCUCGAGAGCAAUCAUCCCGCCUUAAUUAAAAUUCUAUUCAAGGCGGAGACGGCGAGAAGCAAAAAAUUUCUCUCCGCAUACCUGCACUGGAACUGGCCCGGAAUAGGAAUAAAUCUGGUCCUUACCCCGAGCGACAAGUGCUACAGAACGACGACAGCGGCUGCGGGGUAUCCGAAGAUCAAGUAAAAAAGCUACACCACCACCCACCUAACGGGCUCGCAUCCAUCGCCCUCGCCGUGCUGUUGUUGAUGGUGGGCGGGCUUUGGGCGCGAAGCGUCAGCUGAUUACACUGGCAGGCGAACCUGGCUACGACUCAGAUUUCAACCGACUUGCAACAGUGUAGCGCUGGCUUAGAACACUCAACCGAGAGUAUCAUGGAAAAUGUGUACGAAAGUGAGUUGGCAGAGAACGACCACCAACCGGUGCACAAUGAAAGCACAACGACCGCUAGAGUUCCCUCCACCGUCAAAGCUGCGAGGGCGAAAUCCAAAAGCAACCACGGCGUGCGCCUGCUAUCGCCUUCACCGUCAUCCUCGCCUACGAUGGCGCGGGUUCAGCUCCCAGCCCCGGAGCCACCACCGCUCUCGGGUAGUUUUCCACUUUCCACGGCGGCGGCGGCGGUAGCAGGGCACACUUCAACCGACAGCAUCCCCGAAGAGCACGUCCAACAGCAGGACAACAACCAGCAGGAACUGGUUCCGAUUCGAAAGCACGCCAACAGCAGCAGCACCGGCAGUAACAGCACCCGGAAGGCGAAGGUGGACUUUGUGCGCUUCGACUCGACCGAAAUUCACUUUACCGACAACGAUGAGGUGCGGACCAAAAUUUCGGAUGAAAUCAAAAGUGCGUGCAAACUAUCGGACAAAAAUAGGGCCGACCGGCUUGCCCGUCCACGAAUGUCACUGCUGGGGAAGCCGCUCAACUAUAAUCGCGGCUCACGACGUGAUGCCCGUUAUAGGCGGCUGCAAAGCAGGGUCUACAACUUUCUGGAACGACCGCGGGGCGUCAAAGCGAUUCUCUACCAUGUCCUUGUAUUCUUCAUGGUGUUCACAUGUUUGGCCUUAAGUGUCUUCUCAACUAUUCAGGAAUACGAGCUACAAGCAAUCGCCAUCUUAUUUGUCAUGGAAAUUGUCGUAGUUGUAUGGUUUUCGAUCGAGUUCUUCCUUCGAUUAUGGUCAUCAGGAUGUCGCUCACGAUACCAAGGAGCCGUGGGGAGGCUGAAAUUUUUGAAACGGCCUUUUUGUAUUAUAGAUGUAGUGACGAUAAUAGCCUCGAUAGCGAUACUUGUGAUGAGAUCAUCCGGCCAGGUCUUUGCUGCGAGUGCAUUGCGUGGUCUGCGGUUCUUCCAGAUCCUUCGGAUGGUGCGGAUGGACCGACGUGGUGGCACGUGGAAAUUACUAGGGAGCGUCGUUUAUGCUCAUAGACAAGAAUUAAUAACAACAUUGUACAUAGGAUUUCUGGGCCUUAUUUUUGCCUCGUUUUUAGUGUAUCUAAUGGAAAAAGACGUAGAGGGAACCAAGUUCAGUAACUUUGCUCAAGCCUUGUGGUGGGGUGUGAUAACGCUAUGCACGGUCGGAUACGGUGAUAUGGUUCCGGAUACGUGGCAAGGGAAAAUUAUUGCAUCGUUUUGCGCCUUACUCGGAAUCUCGUUCUUUGCCCUGCCGGCGGGCAUUCUCGGCAGCGGCUUCGCCUUGAAAGUACAACAGCAGCAGCGACAGAAGCACAUGAUUCGCCGCCGUCAGCCAGCUGCGACGCUGAUCCAAUCGCUCUGGAGAUGCUACGCAGCCGACGAACACUCGCUUUCGGAAGCGACGUGGAAAAUUCACCAAGUACCUCUUCCCAGCCCGCCGCCAUCAACCAAACUGGAAGCAGCCGAAAAGCUGGCCGCCUCCUCCGCCGCAGCGCGGGCGUCCUCGAGCUUCAAGCACAACGCCUCGUUCGUGGCCCGGCUGCCGACGAUCCGGCGGCACAAGAGCCAAUCGCUGCAUUCGCCCGGAAACGCGAAACCACCGAGCGGCAGUGGCAGCGGAAGCGGAAGCCGUUCUGGCCGCUGCCCACGGGUGACGGACAUCAACGCUUCCUCGGAGAAUCUCGAAGUGACCAACAACGGUAGACCCAUGAACCCCAGUCUCAGUGAAGACUCGGUUGCGGAAACAGCACUGUCCAAGAAAAAUUCCGAUGCGGGUCUCGAGAUGGCAUCGAUGACGUCGAUAACGGGGACAGCCACCGGCAACGAUCUGGUCCCGGGACGAGGCUUCCUGUCUACCGCCAACCUGUACCAGACGACGUCCCGGCGGAGCAGCUUUGUCAGUGGCAUAUUCUCGUCCGGCUCGCAGAGACGGGGCAGUACGAACGAGAACAGUGCCUUGGUUGGUCAACUCGGUUCCGCAGCUGGCCCUAACAGUAACGUGUUUCUCUCAGACUUUACUAAUAGUAACAAUAGCGUUAAUGCCAACGUUCCGACUAUGCUAAGAUUUGGCGGAGCUUCGGCCCUGCCAAUACUGCUCUGCGGGCAGUUGUGCGACGAUCUGCGCCCCAAUCAACAGCCAAACAAUCAAUUUUCAUUUUUCACACAACCAAGUACUGACUCUCUCAACUAUCAUCUAAUUAGCACUCGCAACGAAGAUGAGGAACCGAGAUGUGUACAGCUUACAAACCAGCACAAAGGGGCGAUCCGAUUCAUACGAAAGAUGAAGUACUUUGUAGCGCGACGAAAGUUCAAGGAGGCCCUCAAACCGUACGACGUGAAAGACGUGAUGGAGCAGUACGCAGCCGGACACGUCGAUCUGCUCGGUCGAGUGAAGAAUGUUCAAACUAGGUUAGACCAAAUUCUUGGCAAACAAGGAUCAAAAUCAAAAGAUGUAUAUGCAUCGAAAAUUAGCUUAGCUUCUCGCGUAGUGAAAAUUGAAAGACAAGUUGACGACAUAGAGACAAAGGUAGAUACGUUUAUAGAGUUAUACAUGCAGGACCGGAAGCGCCUUUUAUCACUUCCGCUUCAUCCUGACACAUCACAUUCCAACAAUCCAAACCUUCCAUCGUUGCCACCGAAAGGGGGCGGAGCAGCGGCUGUAAUCACAUCUGUGACAAGUAGUUCUAGUGGUUCGUUAAAACCAAAACCUAUUUUAAUAGAUAAACAAUUUUCGGAGCCGAAUUCACCGAUAGCAAAAACAUUCGAAGAACCAAUACAGCAGAAACGUCCACCAAUGCAACGCGGAUACUCCGACCUGGGUCAUAGGAUUAAGAAGCGUGUUACUUUAAGCUCUAUACCCCCGCAGUACGUGGGAAACAGCACCGGUCAGAUGAACGAUCGUGGUGACGUCGUAAUCGUAGUUCCUAACAUCGACUCCGACCAAUUGGAUCCAGCCGGAAUAGAAGAACUUGCCUCCGUCUGCAUCGAUACCGAAAUCGAAAUCGAACCCGGUAGCCCGAAAACCAUCACGGAAAGCUCAAUAAUCAUGAUGGAUGAGGAAGAUGAUGAAGAUGAAGAGGAUGAUGAAGAGGAAGACAUCGAAGAGGAGGAACUGGACAUCGGGGGUGAGAUUGAUCCGGAUUCGCCUCCCUGGGACAUGUACGGCGAUCUAGACGCCGACGAUCAGGACGAAUCCACGGAGAACACAGCACUGCUGCGAACGGCAGCUAAAACCGAGAUCAUCGUUACUCCAAUCAGUCCGGUCAGUUCCGCCUACGAACUCCACCGGUUGGACAACGAGGAAUACAAGCGGCUGCGGCUUGGUGGUGCCGGAGCCAGUACCGGUACCAAUGGUGGAACCAAUGCCAACAAUAACGAUGGCGAAAGCCGUUUGCAUAUCACCGCAGGGUCUUCCACCAGCACCGGUAGUACCACAAUGGAUUCACUUAAACCGGAAAUGACCCCGCAGCGGCUCCAGAGGCUUUCCUCCGAAGACAUAUGAGAAUGGCUGAAACUAUCCCCAACAGUCCCGUUUGGUUUACGCUGCCGUUGUUGGUUCCGCGGUCCCGACGACAGUCUCCCAUUCCAGCCCGUGUUCGGUUACGUAUUCCACGAUUUUCACCACCUGGUGCAAGUCUUACUUGCGCUCUCUAUGUCGGCACUAGUGACCACUCACGCUGUGUCCUUCUGUGUACCCCAGCGAUGACAGAGCAGGAGCGCUCCUCAGAUACGUUCUAGCACACCUGGUGUGUAACUCGCAACCGGACGCGCCACACCGAUAGUCGGAAGCACUGGGGUACGAACAAACAGCAUAGGAUUGUAGAUUUAGGUUUUUAACAUACGGUUGUUUGUUUUAGAAAUUUAAAUCCUCAUCAAUCACACCAAGUGUGAAAUGAAAUUCAUGAAGACGGAAGUAGGUUUUAGAAUUGAAUUGAUUGAAGUUACAUUUAUUACUGUUUAGGAACAUGAUAGGAUUUACGCUUAAUUAUGGAAUUAUGUGGAUUUCGUCUGCUUAGACAAUUUACAGAAAAGUUAAACGGUGCAAACAGCAAACUCACUUAAAGGUAAACGUUUCAUGAGUGUUGGUUUUAGUGUGUGGAUGAUAAAUUUGCAAUUUGUAAUCUCAAUGAUGUAUACUAAGAGUCAACAUACAUUAUUUUUAAAGACGUUGCAUGUUAUUUGAGAUGGUAACAUAACAAGCAACCAUUAGCAAAAAAAAUUGCGGAAAGAAUUCAGUGGAAAGCUUACAUUCAGACUGAAAUAACUGACAUUAGACAAAUCUCUUUCUUCUGUUCGUUUCCAAAAUUUACUUUAAAAUUGCUUGAGCUCCGAAUGUUGAGCUAAACUUCUGAACAAAGCAAAAGUUCCUCCCAUUUGCGGAUUAUCUUGAUGGAAAAAAUAAUAACAAAGUAGUUAUGAUUCCUAAUAUUUAUUCCAUAUCAUUUCUUCCCACACUUCCCAAUUUUCCCAGUACAGUACAGGCAGAAAUUCCUGUAAAUUCGCACUAUUGCCCUCAUGCCACUCUAAUUCGGCCCUUUCUAUGUCAAGCCAGAACUCAGAACGCAGGAGCGCUCAUUUCGCCACCUCCACAAAUAGCCUACUAAAAUGAGUUUUUUGGCGAUUUUUUUGUUUCGAUUAUAGAAUUUUUAGCCUUGGGAUCAUUCUUCUCUUUUCCAGGUAGGUUAGAAAAAUCUCUAACCCUAAUUGCGGGGUUGCGAAUAGAACUCAGGUGAGCUGUGUACAAGCAAUCGAUUUACCAACUACGCUAUGCCCGUCCCUCUUUUUGACAAAUUUUGUUAUUUGCUCUUUGCGAACCUCUUCUGGAAAGGCAAACUGAGACAACGAAAUGUUACUCUCCGUAUAGUUGGCGACUGUAACUUUUAAUGUAGGCUUCGAUUAAAAUUACGAUACAAUGUGGUUUAAGGAGCAACUGCUUCUGAAUACGUGAUUUAGUAACUUUUUUUAUUUCAAUCCUAUACGGUGCUUUUCUUCAUUAUUAAAAUUGUGUUACCCAAAGUUUCACAGUUUUUCGCUAUUCUAAAACAUAAUUUUUUACAGCUGAUCCUAGUUUUUUAUUUUUUUAGAAAGGAGAUGCAACGUGUUUCAUUUUUUUACCGUCCUCAAAACAAAAAUCAUUAUAAUGGUAAAAUCGUGAUUAAAGCAACAAAUAAAAGUGAGAAAAAAAACAAAUACAAGUUUUGGAAAACUUGAGGCUCCUAUUUUAUGGAUUGAUUUUAGUUUGGGUGAAAACGCAGAUAUUUUCAAUACGCUCACCACUUUUGUGCGAAAUGAGUGUACGAGACUAUUCGGACCCCCAAUCCCAUCAACCACCGUGCAGUGGCUUGCGGCUACGCACACGAUUGCACACGCUACAGUAAAGAAAAUACAAUCGACAGCUGUGAAAAAUUGUUUGUUAUGCAUUUUUUGCUUAUUAAGGAGUUUAAGGUAAGCAUAAUUCCAUUGCAUAUAACAAAAUUGACGGUCUAAAUUUCCCCGCAUGGAGGCCCGAAUCACCCCUAUAUUGUAAAACGAUGGAAAAAGUUGAGGUUUUGCAAAUCGUUGCCUAGCGCUGCUAUGGAGUAGUGCGAAUGAACCAAAAUGUAGCUGAGGCUUAAAACUAACAAUUAGGACCUGUACCGGUAAUUUUUUUACAUCUAUCCACCUAAAAGGGCGAUUUGCUUAAGUAGGUCCGAAUAACCCCGUAUUCCCCUAAUAAAUUAUGGCAUUUAGAAAAUUCCAGCAUAUGUAUAUAAAUUUAGUCAGGAACCAAAUAUUAGGGAAAUCGUGUUCAAUAGCUGCUUUUUUAAUUAAGCUUUUUUUAAUUUUUAAUGUUUGCGCCUCAAACAAAUACAAGUAACAAAGAAAAGCGCAUUUUGAUAUCAACAGUGCAUGUGUUGAGGUUAAUCUACCCACACCAUUUCAUUUCGUAGCACUCUAUAAAUAAAACUAUACAUCAUACUAAGACAUUAAACUGCGUCUAGAAAUAUCAGACUGCAACAUGAUGAUGUUCUGAAUCUUUGGCUAUGAUUUUCAUACCUUUUUAAUUUGGAACUUUUUGUACCCCGUUCAUUUGAACUGUGACAUUGCCUCCAACUCCCAAGUACACAAGCAAGCAGAGAAGCAAGAGGACACACGACACUUUAAACAUGGAUUUAUGGAUUUUGUUCUUGUUAUUCAAUAGGUAGAACGCAAUCCAUAGUCGUCAUUUAAUCAUGCUAUUCCUGGGCUAUGAUGACCUCCCAGGAAGAACACAUGAUUAUCGUAUUGGCGACAAUGAUCGGUCCACUGCCUCUAAAGAGAGAUCACACACAACCGCCAGAAGAGCAUAAGAGUUCGCUCGGCUCGAAUCCUGACUCUGGGGAGAAUUUUUUUCAUAUAAUCGCUUUCGUUUAACUCGCCAUUUGUUUUCCCCAUUGGAUGCCACCUGAAAGUCUUAAAUAAGAUUUUGGCACUUAUGUCAUCACCCCAGAAAAAGAAUUGCAUCAGAACACCGCGAUAUUUUUUUAUUCUUACGUAAAUGAGUUGGAUUUGUGAUGAGAGUAGCGUUUCGUUCCUUUCCUUCUUUGGAAAAUAAUCUGGGUAUCUGAUAACAAGCCUUUCACUUCAAACUAUUUGUCGAAACUUCGUAGGAUAAUUUUCUCCAACUGUAAUUGACGGCAUCGGUGGUUGAGUGGUAAGCGUGACCGCCAAUCAUUCCACUUGGUCUGGGCUUAAUCCCAGCCGAGGUGGUUGAGAUUUUUCUGUGGUGAAAAAAUCUGUGGUCACGUCUUUCUUUGGAAGGGAAGUAAAGCCGUUAGUCCCCGGUCCAUGAGUUUGAUGGAUCGAUAUUGAUGGAUCGAUAUCAUCUCGUCCAGAUAGUGGAGUCAUCUCUCUGGCGUCGGUAAUGUAGAAGUAGAAUCCAAUUUCUAUACUUACUAAUAAAUAUCAUCAUCUCGUGAUACUUGUGGAGUGCGCAGUACGGUCUCUAUCAAAAGCAAGUAUCGGACUAAUAUUCCUUCCCUUUCCUUCCGCGAUCUACAUUCGGUCCUGGCCGGCGCGCCGGUAUUUGAUAAAUAAAACAGUUUAGGAUUAGUUGCACAUUGAAUGAUGUUUCGCUACUCCCAAGCAUAAUUAUCUACUGAUUCCCUGUGCAACUUCAGCUAGUCCAGAUCGAUAACGGAGUAGCAGCCAGGGGUGGUCGCACAAGCUCAAGCUCAAUUUUAUCCAACAAUUGUAAUUGCAAAUAGGAUGGCAGGCCCGUAGCCAGGAUUUUGUUUCGGGAGGGGCUUAAAAAUUAUUGCAUAAAUGUAUUAAUUCUGAUGACUUGAAACAAUCACUGGAAACUGAACGUAAUUAUGAAAAGUUCUUAGUGAAAACAAUUCCAAAAAUAAGACAAUAGACACUAAAAACUCUAAUAAUAUGUUGCCUGUUACAAGAAAGGCUAUAGUGCAUCGACGAAUUAAAUUUGAUUAUUUUUGAUUUACAAGUUAGAAAUUUCUUUAGUUACAAAAAUGAAUAGUCAAGAGCUCAAAGUAUUAAGGGCUGCUUGAAAAUGCUACGCUGCAUGCUACGCUGCUUGAAAAUGCUACACAUUCGAUACACCUUUACAAUUUGUAGAAGACGCUAAAUUGGAAUGAGUAGAAAAAUAUCCAAAAACCCAUCUCAUGAAACUUUACACGCAUUUGCUAAUCAGAAGAACGAAACCAACGUCAAGGUUGUCCCCAUGAAUAGGAAUAUAUCAGUGUGACAUCAAAGUUUACCGUUGCAAAGAAUGUCCGAACAAAGUGAAUGUCGAAAUUUGCUUCAAAUCUUCUGAUAAGGCAGGCGAUUUGUAGAUGCAGAAAAUAGGUUCAACUCCUAUUUUCAUGAUCAGGUUUCUUUCUACUAUUACUAGCUCUUUGACUUCAUCCGAAGUUUGCGUUAACUCGACUUUAUGAAAUUUUCAAUUUAAAUGAUACUGAUUAUGUCGUAAUCCAAACAAUCCUGAAAAAACACAUGUUUUUUUCAUUUGACUCUCAUAGGUAAUGGGUUAAAGACUAUCUUCGACAACAUUAUCAGGCAACUCAGAAUAACUAUCUUUUUAUCUAUUUAAGUUGAUUCUUUUUAGGUACUUUUUAUAUCAUUGUACUUAUGAAUUAAAAAUAUCGUAGACUGAUUUUCCUAGAUCCCUAAAACUAUAGUAAAAGUCAAAAUGUAAAGUAAGUGCAAAAACUACUGAUUUCACUACAAAGCAAGAAUGCCUUAGCUCUAUUGACUUUUGACAAUCUUGCAAAACCGUUGUAACUUGAAAAGAUUACCUAGAUUAAGUAAAUAUUAUAUUUGAACAUUUUGGUUUUAUUUAUUUAUUUGAAGGUUUUAUUUCGGAAUUCGUGGGGUUUUGGACAAUGUCAAAUAUAUAUUUCAAUGAUUUAAUCUACUAAUGGAAACUACCCAGAAUUUAAUCUACUGAGCGAAACUGCUCAGAAUCUAUUCACAAAUAGAAAGAAAAUUACUUAGCACUGAUUACUCAAUGCUUCUAAUUUACAUAAAAUUUGGUAAAUAUAACAUUGAUGACACCACCAAAAUAACUAGAGACUAUAAACAUAGAUAAUAAUUUCAGCAUCACUUGCUUCCGACACAUGGAAGAGAACACAUCGCACUUGCACCUAAUUUGCCGAGGCUUUCUUUUAGAGUUGUCUGUUUUAAAUUACAGCAAAUUAUCCGUUUCCUGUAAAACUUUUGCAAAAUUCUUUGCCAAUUCAUUAAACAAAUAUGAACACUAAUCUGUUUAGUAAUAGUUUUGUUUGUGAAUAAAAAUAAUUAGCUCUUGAUUUUUUUCAAUCAUCAUCAAGAUUGGAAGAGAUGUAUGAUUUCUUGAAGAAAGUUGUAAUGUUUGUCUGAUUACAUGUUUGUUUUAUCACUAUUUGGGAAAAAGUUUCAAUUAAAGUUGUUGCACCUAACGCAACGAAGACGAAAUGAGAAGAUCAGAGCGCAAUUCGGAAAGAACUCGUGUUGAGUGUAUAGUAAAGAUAGAAGAGUGAUCUUGAGUCGAUUUAGAUUGGUUGAUUUUUUCCUCUCUUUGCUCUCUUAUUUAAGAUUAUCUCUCUCAUUUUAUUCCAUGACGAGCAAAAACGGAACGAAAGACUGUCACAUACUUAAGACAUGAAAUCGAAACUGUUAUCCCAACUUAUUGACUUAUAGAUUCAAUCAGUCCCAACAUUUUAGUCCCUCUUCGUGAUUGCCUAUUAUUUUACCACUUUUUGCCCGGUCCACUUUUAAAAGAAUUUUUUUUGCACGUUUGUCGAAGAUAUCACGGAUUUACGGAUUAACAGUGUAUUAGUACGGAACGAAUUACUCGUAACAAUGAAAUGAAGCGUUAAUAAAAAUGGUAUUGCGUUAAAAUGACGCGAAAUGAAAAUUCUAUUCUCGUCUCAAUCGUUCUCAGAUAAAUUGAAAUACUUUUUGUGUAGCGCAGAGUAGUGUACAGAGAACAGAGUGUACAGUGUGCACUGACCUAAUACAGAAAUUCAAAAUUGUAUGCAAUUCAAAAACUUAUCAUUUAAAAAUAACAAACUGGGUCGUGGGUCUUUUAUAUAUUUCCUUAUGCAAACAAUAAAAAUAAUAUAACGAGUUUAUGUGGUUGUCCUACAGAUCUCGCGCAAGCGCUUAGCCAUUGCACGUGGAAACCUGUUUACGAGGCGAGGAAAUAUUUUUUUCCUCACCAACUAUGUCUUGGGGGGGAGUAGUUCAUUUCUAUCUCGCUAUUGUACAUUUCCGUGUCAUCAUCGUAGUUGCUGCCUUUAUGUUCGCGAAUAUCUUCCUUGCUUUUCGCCCUCAAUAAUUGCCCUUCCAAAUAGAUUCCAUUUCUCCCAAAUAUGACAUUAAUCUGCGAGUAAGCGGUAUCCGAUCUUGUAGCGGAACAUUCAUUUUCUCAUAGUCCAUAUACAGAAGGAUCUUAAUUAUAGCAUUGUCACACACAACCUUGUGCUUUAAGUUGUGCGAAAUGAAUGGUUUCGUCUGCACUAAUUUGUUGAGCGCUAAAUGCCUGCCAUGGUAGAACUGGAUAGAGCCGGUUUCCGAAAGUCUAAUCUCUAUUUACACCUUCAGGAUGCGAAUGAUCAAUAAUUUUAUAAUCACCGCAUUUGGCUGGAGCACCAAUUCUUGCUUCUGCUAAUCACUAAUCUCGACAGAUUAUUACAGCUACAAUUAAAGUAACAGUCUCUUGUAUUCUUCAGACAAGGCACACAAUAUAAAAGUUACUUUUUUGUUGUUCGCUUCGCACUGGCUCGAGCAAAAGCAUAAAGCACACUGAAUUUCGUGACCAUUGCCUUCGGUGGUUAGAAAUAGCCUUCUUUAACUUUUUCUCAAUAAUUUGUUCAAACCAAAUAAGCAACAAGUUUUGUUAAAAGUCACCGGUUUUUUUAAAUUUAUUUUUGAAAAAUUUCGGGGGGGGGCUUUAGCCCCCUAGCCCCCCCCCCUCUGGCUACGUGCCUGAAGGAUGGUACGAGUUACGGUCACUUGUGUCCAGUCACAGGAGACAAUAUUCUGCUCAAGUAACGUGCUGAAUAAAUUCAACUUGCGUCUUUUUGCAAAGUGAAACAGAUUUUACAUCAAGGUUUUGAUUCUUUUUUUCCGGACCUGUAGCAUUAUUGUCACAUGGAAGCAAUUUAAUUAAAAAUCUCGUCAUUGUCAAGGAUGAAUUGAUAGAGGCGUUACUUGUGGGAGCAUCGCUAAUGAUAUUCUGCGCAGAUACAGAAUCCUAAAAGUUCAACGAUUUGAGAAUUCCUCCUAACCAUUAGUUAUGUUUUGAUUAUAAAUUCUUCUGGCUGUGUUCCGAAGAGUUUAUGUAUCUCAACACAAGUCAUCAACGAAGCUUCGCACAUAGCUGCACUUUUUUACACGAAGUGAACUGUCAAUUUGCUUUGCUUUGGAGACACGAAACGAAAACCUUUCAAAUAACUCAAUACUCUAUUUACGUGUAAAUUGCUGACCUGCGGAGUAUUUAAAAAAAUUAACCUUAAUUGGACGGUCGGAGAAAUAAAUCGUUUGAAUUGCCUAUGUUGUAUUUAACGAUGAACUAGUUCUACUUAACAAUGGGAUCAGUUGAAGUACAAGCUGAGACAAGCGGUUCAAGCUUUAACUCAGGUAAGCUUUUCAAGUUUUAAAAAAUCAACUACACGAAAUCAAAAAACAUCCACUAAUUUUUUGGUUGAAAUUGUGGUGAAUUGAUUUUCUGUGCACCCGUAGAUUGAACUAUAUGAAAAGGAUACAACAUUAUAUUUUGCAUAUACCCCAAACAAUUUUAGAUCGUUUGUCAAUAUUUUAGUAUUAUAGACUGGUUUUUCGUUAGACAUAUGCGAAAGUUAGUAAAAAAUAAUUAAUAAGAUUCGCGUAUACCCCCCCCCCCCCCCCCCGCUUUAGAGCGAUUAUUUUUAGGCCCAAAAGUAGUCGAUAAAAUGAGAUACAAUUUGAUUUAAUGCAUUGAACACAAAAUAACACAAAGCAUUUAAAAAAUCAGCUUCAAAUGGGAAGAUUACGAUAAAAUUCGAGCUAACUAGGAUUCCACCUUACAACAAUAAACGACAACAUUCGAUACGUACAAACCAAAUAGCCGUGAUUCAAUUUUACUUCUAACGGACCGAAGAAUAAAGCUAAUUCUUCCCAUGCGCAGCAAGCGGAUGUAAAAUAAAUCGUCCGGAUAUCGCUGCAAGUUUCAUCGUGAUUCCCAAAGCUGAAAACACUCGGCUGAGAGCGGCACACACGGCACGGAAUGGGCCAAAAUGUCAAGCAGUUGUUUCACGUGUGUCUAUUGUGAAUUUUCAUUGGAUAUGUCGGAUGAUUACAAUUUCGUAUGAUUCAUCCAAUAUCAUAUUUCGGCAUGUCAGAAGCUCAGAACAAUAUUAAAGGUUCUUAAACUGGAUCCGCAUUGGUUUUAUUUCCUAAUAUGCAGCAUUUCUAGUGGAAUUUCCAAGGGUCUUUUAACCAGGGACAAAAAGAUGAGUGAGUAAUGUCUGUGACAUAACUGGAGUGUCGUGACUACACUUCGGAUAUUGUGGCUGGGGCAUUUUUCCUCCAUGCUGCUCCUCUUCUACUGCUUGAUUCAGCUGCAAUCUGGUGCGGGUAAACGAAUGAUGAAAAAUUCAAACAGGCCGUUAAUCGUUGCAAGGUUUGACAUCAUAAAAGGAGGCUAUCAAUGAAAUGAAAUGCAAGCUGCGCGGGUCGAAUGGUACACACUUAAUUUAAAUUACUGGGUACAGUAAAAUUUUGCUGGGAUUUUGAACAGCAAACCGUUCGGUAAUCAAUGCAGUAAAACAAUUUGGUACCGAACUCUCCGCAAUCCGUUCUAUCCAAACGUCAAAAAACACUGGUCUGUCAGCAGUUUCCUCUGAAAAUGGUGACUUGACAGAUGAUUUGCUGUUCCUGUUUUGUAAGUUUUUGACGAGGUUCGGUAACGUUGGUACAAUUUUGCCGAACAAUCAGUCAGUAUUUGACUGGAUAAUGUUUAUGUACCGAAAAAAACAGAAGAACUGAUUACUGAUUACUAAUUACUGAAAAUCGCCAAAAAAUGAAAACUAUUCUUCAAAUUUUUAAACAAAUUCCUUUCAGUACAACUUUUUAUUAACUUCCAAAAGCACUACCCUUUGUUCCUUCCGAAAUUUUGAAAAGGGAUCUCUAUAUUGAAACGUUAGGUGCAGUCACGACAAAAAAAUGUUGGCCAAAAAUCAUCUCUGUACAAAUUCGCUCAUAACUGUUUUGUUUCAAAACAGAAUCAGUAAACUUUCUUCUGUUUAAGGUUGGCAAUUUACCACAACUUUCAAAGGGAGAACAAAGCAUUAAAAUGCGGGACACGAAUUUCAUUGACAAAUAACUAAACCCGGCCCACAACUGAAGACACUCCUCUACGAAUUAGCGUGUUCCGAGUUCGAACACAACAUGUGUAUUUAAAACGAGCAACAAACAAGAGAAAAUGUGGCGUCCGAUGUUUAUUUGCCAAGACAAGUAAUGGCUUAUUGCCAAUAACGGUAUUUUGUUUUAGCGCUUAUUAAAUAAUAAGAGCUAAUUCAGAAUAAGUGUAGCAAAAUGAACUGGUGAUUAUUUCAACCGAAUCAUUUGGGUUUUUGUGAUUUGUUCAAACGAAGAUACCAGUUAAAGAGAUGUCCGAAAAUUCGCAAACAGUUUUUUUAAUGGUCAAACAGAAGUUUGGCUUAAGGCUCAAGUUACCUCAAGGCUUGGUAGUAUGUGUAAGAAAAAUUGUGUUCAGCUUUGCCACCAGAUUAUCCAUUUAAACCUUUUCAAAACUCUAAAAGAAGAAUAUCAGUCGAUUUAUUAGAUCAUCACGAUUCAAUUCAUGCAAAAUACCUGCUGGAAAAACCAUCGGCUUAGCUGGAUGGUGCUUUUGAAAAAGUGGCUGUGAUUUUUUAUCACACUACCACACCGAGCUGGGGUACGCAACACAACUGCGCAAUGAAAAAACCACAGCCACUUUUUCAAAAGCACCAUUUAGCUAAGCCGAUGGUUUUUCCAGCAGGUAUUUUGCAUGAAUUGAAUCGUGAUGAUAUAAAAAAUCGACUGAUAUUCUUAUUUUAGAGUUUUAAAAAGGUUUAAAUGGAUAAUCCGGUGGCAAAGCUGAACACAAUUUUUCCUACGCACACUACCAAGCGUUCAAUUCUAACACAUGCUUAAAAAAGGUAACUUGAACCUUAAGGGGAGCGUUUGGUGUAAAGUGCUCAAAACGAAAGUUAUUUUGUUUUACGAUUUUGAAGCCAUGGCAACAAUAGAUCUUUUGUGUAAUUUUAGGAUUGCUUUAUACAUUCAUUGUGCACGAAAAAAAAUAUUUUCAAUCACACAAACCCACACAUACGAGCGUUCUAAGAGUAGACGUCCAACCAUUUCCACGUCGAAGAUCGCCGCGGCGACCACGAUAACUCUCGAUAAAAUUAGCUGAUACGGGAAAAUCAAUAGGUUAUGUAAAGCUUAGACUUGUAGUUAGUCGAUGAACCACAAAAAAUAGAAAAAAGUUCGAGUUUCGGAAAAUGGCUUCAUGAAAACAGAAAAAUCUCAUAUUUUACUGUAAAAUUCGCUCAUUUUUAUUCAAAAUAAUAGAGAGAAAAAAAAAUCCAGUUUUCUGUAGUUCAUCGACAGGCUACACAUAUUGGGCAUCCUUAUGAACAAAAAUCAAGUCAAUUAGUUGAUUAGUUUUUGAGUUAUUGUGUUCGCUAAUUUGAAUUUUUUUAAGAAGCUGUUUCGAGAAAAACGCUAUUAAAGGCGUCCCACAUCAAAUUGCAUCACGGAAAAAACGCUGUAGAAAAUGACUCAUUAGGUAUUUUCUCUUGAAAAUUUGAGUAGAAGUAGUUUAGAGUGUAUUGUUUACACUGUAUUUUUAUCGCCCCCCUUAAAUUUGACGUACUUAUUUUUGGAUAACAAAUGUAUUCAUGUCAAAUCUAUUCACAAAGAUGCAACUAUUUCUCUCACUAGAAACAUGGCUGUGCUUUUCAUUUACUUGUUAAUAAUAGAACAUUCAUCAAAUUGCAAAAAAUCGUCCUGUUUUUGUGAAAGUUGGCGAGCAUUGUUAUUAGGAAAGAAAGCGGAAAAAAUUAAUUUACUCUUACACUGGCCCAACGUCAAUUACACGAUCCUCAUGCAUUAUUCAAACUACAUAUGCAUUUUCUACAUUCCAAUAACCUAAGAGGACUAGAUGGAAACACAUACCGCAUUUAAUUUAGAGCAUUCUUAAACAAAAAUAAAUCAAUCGUGAAAUAGUGACAUAGAAAAGAAUUUCUCCUCCAUCUAGCGACAUUUUCAAUGACGCGUGAUCAAGUUAUUUCCGUCGACAUGAAACUUUCUAUCAUAUUGUUUCCGCGCAGAAAACAACUUUUUUAUUAUUUGGUUACAACCAGCGGUGGUACAGGUUCGAACACCGUCCUCUUUCGUUUAUUAUUUUUCAUGCUGCCUACUUUGUGUACGCAAACGCACCAUGAUCCUUUGCCGACUGGCGCUUACGUCAAUGCAUUUUCUCUAUUUAUAGAUUCGAAGAAUAUUGAGGAGAAAUAUAGAUAAAAUGUUAUCUAUAUUUAAUUCAUGUUUCCAAUGAUUUUGGUACACGAGAUAAGAUUCCUUUCUUGCUACAUUUUUCGCUUUAGUGGAUUGAUUGUACUAAGGCACAAUACUUUUUCUUUGACAUUCUCCUUAACCCACUCACUCUAUCAAUGGUUAAUGUAUCGAAACAAGAAAUCUUCUUAAAAUAUCUUCAAACAAAACCACCUCAUCGAGACGUUUACAAGUGUAAGUUUGUUCCAUUACCAUUGCCAAGUCAAAACCAUGAUAUUCCACGAAGCACAAGGACAUACUCAUCCUACUCAUUACCUUGUAGCACAAUCACUACACCAUGGACGAAUAUGUUCAUAUAUAGCAAAUUUUAUUACAUUUUAUCAUUAACGUAAUAAUGAAUAACAAGCACAAAAUGACAGAGUAUCGUGAUUUCCGUUGAAGCCAUUCUCAUGACAGUAAUAAAGUCUCGAAUAUGUUCGAUUAGACGACGCUUUAGGAUACAAAAAACUGAAAAUACUCUAGUAUCUAGCUAAUAAUUAACAAAAAAACAACUACAAACAAAGAAAUAGUAGGAACCAAAUUAGUGAUCAACAUAGCAAACCACUAGGUCAGCUACUUAGUAAAUGCGAAAUAAAAUUUCGAAUGUGUAAAUAUUAGAGAUUAGAUUUAUAUAGCCAAUUCGCCCCAACUCGCUCGAACGGGAGCAAAUCGAUACAAAUAUUGUUAAAACAAAAUAUGAUGGCCAAAAGCGGAUUUCGACAGCAAAAAAAACUAUUAAGAAUAAUUAAUCAUCAGGCAAGAUUGACGUAGCACAGAAAUAGCAGCAAACAUGGCGAGCUGUAAGCUUGUGCAUCGUAGAACCGAUAAUUAAAUAAAAUUUCAUGAAAAAAUGUCAAUUAUUAAUUAUAAAUCAAAAGCUAGCGAAUACGAAGUAGAGCAGAAAAUAAAUUACCUACGGUAUGUAGGACAGAUUAAAUCGUAGGUACCAUUUGCUGGUUUCAGAGUAGUGAGUACACACCUGCACAAAGCGUGUUCGCCACGUGUGAGUACUCUAAAUGUACAGGAGGACGAGUUAAAAAAAAAAUUGCACCUGUUGGUGGAAUCAACAUCUGAAAGCUAAGCGGUUUCCAGAUCCGAAAUGAAAUGCUUUAAUUGAAAACAGUGACAGCAUUUCGGGUCGUACUACAGCGAAACCAUUUUUUCCACUGUAUCCUUUGGGGCCCUGUGGGUCACGAAAAUAAAGCUUUAAAAGACACUUUACGCACGAUUCCAUUAGCAAACCAGAAACAGCGAUGCAGAGUAAAAGAUUAUGACAACGUUCAACAUCCAAACUUCUUCCAUCAACAGCAUAUACUACUAUCAAAACACAUAACGGCCGAAUGAAUCCGGUUGGCUCGCUGAACAAGAAAGACAAAGUGCUCGAAAAUAAUUGCAUCCAUAAUAAAGCAAACGACAAGACAAUAAUAUGCUAUGGAAAAAUGCUUUUGAUCAAAAAUCACCCACAAAGGGAGUCGGUUCGUGUCAGAGGAGUAUAACUGUUCAUUUUAAAUGCAGAAAAACACUGUAGAGUUUUAUAUUCGUUACGUUUUAACAUCCAUUACCUUUAUUAUUCGAGAUAUUCUAAACAUAUUGUUAGAUAAUAGCAUUCAAUGAAGCUAUCAUUGAAAAGGUUAUGUUUUAAGUUUAUUAAGUUUGCUUCAAUACGUCAUUAGUGUUAGUUUUCGUUUUGUACUUUGAUCAAAUAGAAUAAAGCUUAUUUAAAAUGAGUUCGUUUCAAUUAUUUUUCAUUUGUACUUUUUUAUAUUCUUAGCAUAGUAGGCAUCACAUCCAAUAAUAUCCAAACUGUUGCGAAUAUAUAAGUUCAGCCGCAUUUGCCAUUGCAUUGACCGGAGAGAAUGUUCAACACAUUUCCGCCCGACUUAUUUGCCAGGUGUUGCACAAAUUAAGUUUAGUGAUCAGAGAAAAAAUGCUAUCAAAAAAAGUUAAAAUAUGCUUGUUCACUAGCAAAAACUGGCAAAAUUUCCGAUUGAUCGAUGAAUUGGUUCUUGAACUAACAAGACAUUGAUCAAUGCCAUUCACCUAAUUGUAAAGAAACUUAGAGGCUUAGACAUGAGCCCUGGGAAAUGCCCAUAUAACUCACAAACAUAGCUGUUGAAUUGUCCUGCCAAAGAUAUAUGUUUAGGCAAUAAAUUCUGCAAAAAAAUGCUUUUCCGAAAGAACGUUGACAGAAACCGAGUAACCUUCCUUCAACCCUAUUGUCAAAAAGGAACAAGGUACAAAAAGGUAUCUCAAACGGCCGAUAUGAGUUAUGAUCGGAGACUGAUUUUCCAGGUUUUCGGAUGGCGAUGACACUCAUUUAUCUCCAAUGGGAUAAUGUUACCCUCAUGAAACUUAAUAAAUAAAUUCAACAAGCGCCUUUUAUCAGAGUCUGGCUGACUUUUCAACAAAUUGAAAAAUUUGAUUAUAUCUGAGCAUGGAGCUUGAUUGUUACAUGGUAAGAGUAAAAACCUCAGCAUCGCAAACGGUGUUUCGUUCGCCGUAUCAUGAGGAAACGCGGAACGGGAGAUCUUCUGUUCAGGAGCAGAAUCGGGAAGGACCUUCUUGGUGAAAUCAAAUAUCCAAAUGUUUGAUUAAUCCACACUUUAGUUUGUACUGUUUCGGUUUCGCAUACGUCGAGCGGAGCUCCAAAGAGUUCUUAUUGAUGUUUCUUGUUAACCCAUCAACGAACCGGCGCCAACAAUCUUGUUUUAGGCUUUCAUCAAGCUCUUCGUUUUCGACUCUAUCGAAGCGUAUGUUCUAAAGUUGUCUGAUGUUCCGACAUUCAAAAACUCAUUAUAAACGGAGGAUGUUUUUUGCGAACAUCUUGAGGACGCUUUUACUUACCACGAGGGGGAGGGGUGAGUUUGAAUCACGACGUAUCAUAGCAUGAGAGUUGAAGUCUACUGAAACUAGCUGUAGUUCGAAAAGGGAUACUGUUAAAACUAUUACAAAAUGUUCAGUGCUCCACUAAGGCUCUAAGAUGAAUACAGCAAGAAACAAUAUAAAUGUAUUUGCCAUUAAUUUGACCUUGACAGGCAACGACUUCAAUUCCUGAUGUCAGCGAGAGGUUAAUUCUAUUGAAAGAAUAACACUUUUCGAUCCCCAGUAGUACUGCUCCGUAUGAAUCCCAACGAUCCUAAAGAAUAUGAAAAAAAAUCGGUGAAGUUGGGUCUAUUUCUGAAGUAAGUAAGUACUAUUUAAAUAGUUCAUUAAAAUUAUGAAAUAAUCGAUUUUGCGGAGGACACGUUCAUAAUUCCACUAUGUAACACUGAUCAGUGCACCAGUGAAGCCAACAAGCGCUUUGUUCUAUAUUCAGUGCGCAAGCAGUAUUGUAUGGUUGCCCCGGUUAUACAGUGAAAUACUUCUACCAAAGGAAACAAAAGUACCCGUGCUACAGUACAACACAAUUUCGAUUGACUUUAAUAAAACUCGUGCUAGACCUACAGUUCAGCAGGUGGAACAGCUAGUUAAAGUUGAAAUGGAGCUUAAUCUCGCGGAAGUUACAUACAUUCAGCUACACCACAUCAAAAACUGCGUUUUGCAAACAUUUAGAAGUUCAGCACAGGCUGAAAUCUUCAUUACAAAGAACAAUAUGAGACACAAGGUCGAAUUUAAUAACAGCAGAAUCAAGAUCCCCGUGUAUAUGGGAAACGACAUGGUGGACGUAUCUAUGAUUUGGAACAGCUCACUAGGGAAGAUUACAUCAAAAAAAUUAUGUCGCAAUACGGAGAAGUUGAAUCUAUUACGAAUGACACUCGGAGAAAUAUUUUCACCGGUAUUCCCAACGGCGUUCGUAUUGUGGGGAGUGACUAAACCAAUACCUUCUUAUAUGACUACCGAAUGCAAAUCACCGACGUAUGGCGUAACGUAUAAGCAAACAACGCUGAACACAUAUCCCGGGUAGAUCCCAACAUGCCAAUUCAGUAACCAGACAAUUCAAUACAGAAAAACAUGCGCCGAAGCAACUAGUCAAAACUAAUCUACUACAGCCAACUCUAACAUGCAGCCACCGACAUUUACAGAUAAGCCAAUAGCAACGACCGAAUUAACCAAUAAUGAAGGCACAAUGACCACUAGAGUGGGACAUGGUUAUAUGAAAAAAAUAAAAUUUGGCUCCGAGUAACUUUUCGGGUCCAAAUUAGCUCCUAGAACAACUCUGCAAAUUUUUAACUCGAUCGGUGAAACUAUAUUUUUGCGCCCACGGUUUGAAGUUUACAUGGGAUUUGCUAGGGCUAAAUUGUCUUUUGCAAAUUAAUUCUUCCAAGAGUCGCCCGUUAUCUCCUAAAAAUAAGUAGAUGGCUGAUUUUUAUAGGAAAUUUGUCAAGGAAACAAAGUCUAGAAGAUUGCAAAACGAUCUGAUGAUUUUGGAAAAAGUUAUUAAGCAAAAACCGAUUGAUGCCCUGAAGAUUGAUGAAAAUUUCACUUUUCUUAGCAUCACUGCUUCUGACGGUCUAAUUAUAUACAAAAUUUUUAACAUCCUCUUAAUAUGUACAAAAGAAGCCUCAAUUUAUCCCUCAAAACCUUGAGAAGUGGCCAAAUAGUAUAGAUAAACGAUUUAGACACAUUAAGAAAGGAUUAAAUCAAAAUUGCGUAUAAUUGGAUAACCAACAGCAGUGGUGCUAGAAAAAAUGAAUAUUUUAUGAAUCAUCAGAGCAUCAAUCGAUUUCUGCUUAAUAACUUUUUUCUCAAGCGUCAGAUCGUUUGAUAGUUUUCGAGACUUUGUUUCUUUGUUAAAUUUCCUAUAAAAGCCAAAUAAUGAUUUAUUUUUAGGAAGUAAUGGGCGACUCCUGGAGGAAUUAUUUUGUAAAAGUUAAUUUUCCCAUACAAAUACCCAUGUAAACUUUAAACAGUGGGCGCAAAAAUAUAGUUUCACCGAUCGAGCUAAGAAUUUGCACAGUUGUUCUAGGACCCAAAUGGUACCUAAAAAGUUGCUCGGAGCUGGAAUCUAAUUUUUGUCCCACCCUAAUGACCACGACAACCGCUCGCAAACCAACAACUAGCCUCACCAAUAAAGAAGCAAAUACCGAUGAAGACGGAUUUACAACAGUAAGAACAAGAAACAAAUAGGAACCUCUUGCCCUGAACAGCAAGAAAGCAGAACCGAUGAUGACAUGGACGUGGACGAUAACGCGAAAGAAUGUAUCCUGAAUGAACCCCCAAGCUUCGACGGCUAAGGCAACUAAUGCUUCAUCGCCAAAGACAAGAAUCUCAACACGCAGCAGAAAACUGCGUCAACAAAAUCUGGCUGACAGACAUUCUUAGUAUGUACUUUGUAUUUUUAGUUAUUGUAAAAACUUAAAAAAUCCACGGAUCCGUUGUGUUAACGCAUUCAGCCGUGUCAGCUUUAGUUUUAGAAAAAAAUGGAGAGCUGUGAAAAUUCUGUUCCAAACGCCAGAAAAUUUUAUUAUUCCAUUACCAGAUUGAGUAUCUGUUUGCAAAAAGGAGACACUUGGGGUUUUGAUGUUCUCAGGUUUGUAUUUCUUGUUGAAAUCCAAACCUGGGUGCACUGAUUUGGGUUUAAGACAGCAUUUACAAUGUUGUAAUUUGAUGUUGUUUGCGCACUCGCAGAGAAGGACAUUUUCGGGCCCUAACGAGGCAAUCUAAGGAAGAAAAUAUUAUUGUUUGCAGUUCAUGACCCGUGGCACAAACAAUCGCACAAAUAGACGGAGCCUUCCCAUCGUGACGUGGCUAGCUAGAGCUAACCCAGCGAAGAUUACGCGAAACGAGUUUGACUUGGCGUAGUCCUUUAUUACGGCAGAACUCAGUUGGUUGCAGUUCAGUAUUCUUAAAACGACCUACUCCAUACCUCAGCAUGUUAUCGUAAAUGAGACUCGUCUCUGCAAUGACACCAUUUACCUCCACGCCACAAGCUGGCACAUAGACGCGAUAGUCCGACGUAAAACGACCAUCGCAAGCUGCAAACAGUUAUCCACAACGCGCAAGCGACUAGGCCGUACUUUGCUGAUAUCUGUCACGAGCGAAUAAUAUGGCUCCAGGUCUCGAGAAAUACGAUUAAUCCUGAACGAUUUUUUCCUAGGGUCCGAAAUAACACCAUCCAUAGUCCAAUAGAGUAAUCUGGAUAUAACUUUGGAUGUGGAAGAUAUAUUUCAUUACAAUUUUCGUCGUCCAUGAUGGUACCAGAGGCACCAUCCAAUUGUGCCCCGGCUUAAGGCAGACAAAAACCAAUCUGGUACCUAACCUUGUGCCAAUGGGCAUCGGUCCAUGAAAUAAUUCGGUUGUUUAAAGAACUACCGUUUCUAUAUCCUCAAUGCGGCGACAUAAGCGUAUUGUAAUACGAACAAUAGAAUCGAAACGCAAAAGGAGUGAAAUAAAGAGCGCGGCGACAGGACUGAACCACGUCCACAAUCAUUGUUAAGUGAGUGUUUUUUACUUUCUGAUCCGCAAUUUUUGGUUAAGGUUCAAGUUACCUUUUUGGUUUUUUCAUUGCGCAGUUGUGGUGCGUACCCCAGCUCGGUGUGGUAGUGUGAUAAAAAAUCACAGCCACUUUUUCAAAAGCACCAUCCAGCUAAGACGAUGGUUUUUCCAGCAGGUAUUUUGCAUGAAUUGAAUCGUGAUGAUCUAAUAAAUCGACUGAUAUUCUUCUUUUAGAGUUUUGAAAAGGUUUAAAUGGAUAAUCUGGUAGCAAAGCUGAACACAAUUUUUCUUACGCAUACUACCAAGCCUUGAGGUAACUUGAGCCUUAAGCAACCGCUUUAGGUUCAGCAAUAGACGACUAUGUGCCCAAGUAAGGUCUGCUCCUGGUACGUAACCGGCGUUUUUCGGGAUAUGUAACAAGUAUCUUCUGUAACAGAGUGUACCUCUCCGACAUGAGUUAUUUAAUUACGUUAUUAGAGGUAUACGGUGUCAGAUCGUGUAUCCGAAAAUCGAUUGAAUCAUUUUCGGUACAUACGAGAAUAUAAGGCAAUCGAUUUACCAACUACGCUAUGCCCGCCUCUACCAGUUUACUUAAUGUACGACCGGUAAACAAAACCAAUCGACUCACUGAUAAGACACGCAAUGAUUUAAAAAGUAGGAUGUGUCCUUAUCGAGCUUUUAGAGCUUUCGCUAAAAAAUCGUCAAAAUCGAGUAUAAUUGGGAGCAGUUGAAAAAUGGACGUUUUGCUUAAAUAAAUUAUAAAUACUAAAAUCCAGUUCAUCCAAUUCAGCACAACACAGUAUUAAGGAUAACUCUACAAAGCUUCUACAACAAUUUCUUGCAAUUUAUGAAUAGUAAAGCGUGUUACGAACAAAAAAUGGUUAACUUUUGCUUGACGAUUUUUUUUCGUUGUUCAUUAAAAAAUUGAACACCCCUCAUUUUAAAGAUUUGUUGCAUUAUGCCUACAGUUUGAUUUUGACAUUUGCACUUCAGUUGUUAAAGUGGCAUCGAAGCAGGAGGAACAACGGAGCAAAAUUGUGUUCCUGCAUCGCGAAAAUCCUGACUACUAACUGUCACUUACGUAAUAAAAGUGUUCGGAAAACAUUUGUCGACAACCAGCACUGUCAGGCCACAAAAGUAUAUCGAUAUAAAUUUGAUAGAGCUUUCUUUCAGUGUAGUUUUAAAAAUAUUUUAUAAACCACUAAAACAUUCCAAACGUAACUCGCUAGGUUGGAAAAUCAAAAGCGUAUGGACAUUAAGCGAAAUAGAUCCAUGGACUGAUGUGCCAAAUUACACUUUUUUAAGACUUUUCGCUCAGUUUUAGCAAAUUUGCUUGAGCUACAAUAGAGGAUAAAGGAUAUGCGCUCGAGGACUUCUAACAGCUUUCAGGUUUGCUUUAUUAUACUAUAAUGCAAAGUAAAGCUGUUGUUAAGUAUUACUGGACAAAGAAGCUAUUCGAAUUCGCCAAAAAGUACUUGGUUUGUCAAGCCAUGUGUAGUUGCGACCGCAAAUCGAAAAGAUUUAAUUAAUUUUAUAGACAAAAGAAUUAGCAAUAAAAUUUCUUUUUGCUAUAGAUAUAAGCCAAUUUUCUGAAAUGAACACUGGGAUUUGUUGUACGAUGUUGCAGAUUGCUUUUUCUACAUUAUAUCGAUGACAAAAUUUAACGUGAACCGACAUUUCAUUGUAAUAAACCGGAUUUCCGAUUGGUUUGAAAGGUAGGUACCAGGGUCAUCGCUAAAAAGUCUUUUCACCGCAUACGUUACAUGCAAUGCGCUUUCAGAAUUCAUCAUUUAUUGGAUAGAUGUCUACUCGUUAUCAUUUAUCACCCGAACAGGCACAUUAUCCGAUUUUAUUCUACUCACAAUACUUAUUUACAUAUUUUCAUAUAAUCGCUUAAACUAGAUAUAAGCAAGCGACAAGUAACAGUUAAGGCAAACCUACAACCUGUACAUAUAGGAAAAGACAUAAAGACGGAUAAAACGUUGUAAAUUUCAGAAAUCAAAAGGGCAAAGUUUUAACAACAGUUGCAAAGUAAAGCAAAUCAAAUCGCAAGCCGAAUCAAAUCGUGUACAUAGCCGAGAAUAUAAACCUGUUAAUUAUUAUUAAUUUUAAAUGAUACUAAUUAUUACAAAAAAAAUCCCACGAAUAAGGCAAAUAAUUAUCAUUUUACAAAUCAUAUCAGUUGCCGAUUUAGCCUAUAAUUAAAGCGAGCCAGGCAACAGCGCAAAGUAGUAUUUCUAAUCCGUCCUUGAUUUACUUUGCACAUUUUACACUAGCAGUCAAAUUAAACGUGUUAGUUUACUACCAGGUGGAAUCUUCUAUUAGCUCUGGAAAAUAGCAUAAAGAAAAGAAUGGUAUUACAGGAUAAAGGAUCGUGUAUUUGUUAAUGUUGAGUUCCUUUCAAAUCUUAAAUUUAAAAUUUCAACUUGUAAAGUAUAUCCAAUAGAUCUAAGCUUCGAAGUAUAGCGGAUUGGAUCAGGAAACUUAUCAAUAAACUCCCAAGUAGCAAAAUUAUAUCAUUAAAAAGAAUUUAAAUGUUAUCAACUUUAGUUGCGAACGUUUUUAUGUGUAUUUUUGAAAUAGUUAGCGAAUUAAGAGGUUCAAGGCAGAUGAGCGAAACUACACUUUUGAAAAUGUAAUCCAUUUAUUAGCACUCCAAUUUUACGAAUCGUUCUUUCAACGCAGUAGUUCUAGAUGGAAAUUAAAAAAGUCCUUUUACUUUCCAAAACUAACCAAAUUUUUGUUAAGUUAUGUUUCAGUCAAACCAACUUGAAUAUAAAUGAUAACUUUAACUAAAAAUAAAGGGAUCACAUACAAUGGUACAAGAGCUUUACAUAAAGAAUAAGGUAGGAGAAAAUAGUGAAGAAGUAAAUAUGGAACAAUAAGGAACAUUUUCGGAAUAUCGCUUACAAAAGUUUUACCGAUAGGGUGAUCCAAAACAUCCAAGGAAUAAUUUUUGCGCAUAAAGUAAAAAAAAAAACUAUCAUACAAUAAUACUAGCACCCAUGAUUAAUUCAUUAUAUUAUAGUUCAUUAGGGUUAUUUGAAGAUUUACCAUUGUUUAGCCAAAAUAAGAGUGUAGAUCUAUUGACUCUAGGACAAAACAUAAACCACACAUUAUAAAUAUUGUUAUCUACAGUUUUUCACUUCGUUUUUCAUCCUUAGAUGUAGUAGAUUUUAUUGGAUUAUGAAAUUUGAAUCACUUUAACCAGUGAGCGUUGUAAAUACAAUAGGAAUAAAACAUGUUAUAAACUAAUACGAAGCCACUGUGUAAUUUUACUGUUUAACAAAAUGUACAUAUUUCGUCAUAUAACUUUCGGUUUCGCUUCCAUUUGCAUAUAAGUAGCAAACAUAGAGCAAGCGUAACUAGUUAGCCACAACAGAAUAUACCUAAAUAGAACCAAAAAUAUCGAUACAACAAAAACUAUAUUUAUAUCAUGAGAUACGGCCGAAAGGAUUUUUUAAUAUUCUUUUAUUACUAAUACAACUUGUGAUACUGAGGAAGAAACGUAAAAACAAAAAGAUGAAAGAUAUAUUCCACUGUUACAAAAACGCAUAAUUAGUAAGAUCGUGCUAACAUUGUAUAGUAGUGUAAAUUUAACUCAUAGAUCAGAUAUAUUGUGUACAUAUACCAAUAGUAAAAGAUUAGCUAAACCGCAUCCGAUGGUCGUACUCCACACGGAACUGGAAGCUCGAGAAAAACAACUUAUAACAGUAAUAAAAUAAUAUCGUAGUAA